Trichomycterus rosablanca is the source of this 1285-nucleotide messenger RNA. RefSeq names its product ubiquitin-conjugating enzyme E2L 3b (gene ube2l3b). Lineage: Eukaryota; Metazoa; Chordata; Actinopteri; Siluriformes; Trichomycteridae. The coding region runs from base 16 to 480 and encodes 154 amino acids. The transcript is spliced from 4 exons. The record is from RefSeq and is a predicted model, not a curated record.
GUCAAGAGAUUGAAGAUGGCGGCGAGCAGGAGGCUCCACAAGGAGCUUGAAGAAAUCCGCAGAUCUGGAAUGAAAAACUUCCGGAACAUUCAAGUUGAUGAAUCGAAUAUACUGACAUGGCAGGGCCUCAUUGUUCCAGAUAACCCUCCAUAUGACAAAGGGGCAUUUAGGAUCGAGAUUAUCUUUCCAGCAGAAUAUCCAUUCAAACCCCCAAAGAUCACAUUCAAGACGAAGAUCUAUCACCCCAACAUUGAUGAAAAGGGGCAGGUCUGUCUGCCUGUUAUUAGUGCAGAGAACUGGAAACCAGCCACCAAAACUGACCAAGUUAUUCAGUCGCUUAUUGCCUUGGUGAACGACCCACAGCCGGAGCACCCCCUGAGAGCCGACUUAGCAGAAGAAUACUCAAAGGACCGUAAAAAAUUCUUUAAGAAUGCAGAAGAGUUUACAAAGAAACAUGGUGAAAAGCGGCCAGUGGACUAAUAACACCUGACAAGUGUGUAGCCCAUCUCCUCCCAAACGUAAAUCCUCCUUUUCUCCUUUUCCACUCCUUUCCUUCCUCUCCUAACUUGGUUCCUCUCUCUUGCCUUUCCUGAUUCCUUACACAUGUCAGUCUAGCAGAGCUGGAGAAAUGCAUCAUGGUUGCAGCCUCCAUCUGAAAGUGGGACUCUGUGUGGAUCUCUCACCAGAUUCUUUGCCUGGUGUUAGCUCAAGGCCCUUACUGAGGUUCUGUUCAGUUCUUUUUAGUUUAAAAGUGGAAACGUGAAAGUAAUCUCAGAAAGAAAGUGAAGAAAUUCUGUAAGUAGUAUCCUGGUAUUGAGUCCUGUGAUUGAAAUUCUUAUUGCAUCAGUAUGCACUUGUUUGAUCUAAAUUAAGAUGUAACAUUUGUUCAAACAGAUAAAAUUGUGUAAUUUAUCGUGUAUAUUUUAGUUCUAAUGCCCCGUCCUCAUAUUUGCGCUCUAUAAUUUUCAAUAAUGUCUGAUGUUUAGAAAAUGUAUAAGUUGAUGGAGGUUACACAGCUUGUUCCUGGAAGAGUGUGAUGAUAUUUUUUCUGAUCUUUUUACUUUCACUGCGCUUACUGAGUUGCACUGUGUCCUAAGAGACGACGGCCCUCUAUCUGCUCCUGACACACCUUGGAUCACUGAGUAGUCGACACCUAGAUGCCGAUGUUGUUAUAUACUCUGUUUCACAAUGAAAAAGAAAGGAUAAACCUGAUCUUUGAUCUUUGUGUGAAUGAAAAAUGUUAUUGUGACUUCUGAUUUUAAAAACACCAUUUAUUUUAACAUUA